Rhododendron vialii is the source of this 1671-nucleotide messenger RNA. RefSeq names its product sorting nexin 1. The record is from RefSeq and is a predicted model, not a curated record. The coding region runs from base 248 to 1453 and encodes 401 amino acids. NCBI's taxonomy places the organism in Eukaryota, Viridiplantae, Streptophyta, Magnoliopsida, Ericales, Ericaceae. Gene Ontology annotation, molecular function: phosphatidylinositol binding. Gene Ontology annotation, cellular component: endosome. The transcript has 11 exons.
UUGGCACACCCAUGAAGCAAAGGCCACGUUAGCCACACCCAACUCCUCCGCUGAAAACUGACUUCUCUCCGAUUCGUGCCAGUCACCUCCGCGCCAUAUCGCUCCUCCUCCGAAGACUCUCUCUCAGGUCGACGGAGCCGUGACCCCCCGCUCCAGAGGCGUAUUCCGGACUCUCCUCCAUCCAUCGAUCUCAAACUCCAUCACUCUACCCUCUCUCUCUCUCCUCCCCCCUAUUUCCAAUUCCGCCAUGAUUACGCAGCAAAGAAGUUUAUCGGGGUCGUCGCAGAGCCCUAGAUCUCCGUCUGCUCAACUGUUCCUAUCAGUCUCUGUUACUGAUCCUGCUAAGAUGGGGACCGGCGUUCAAGCUUAUAUCUCCUACAAAGUCAUCACCAAGACAAAUUUACCUGAAUACCAAGGGCCAGAGAAGAUUGUUAUUCGCCGUUAUAGUGAUUUUGUUUGGUUACGUGAUCGUCUUUUUGAGAGAUACAGGGGUAUUUUCAUCCCUCCUCUUCCAGAGAAGAAUACUGUAGAGAAGUUUAGAUUCAGUGCUGAAUUUAUUGAGAUGAGGCGUCAAGCAUUGGAUAUAUUUGUUAACCGGAUUGCUUCACAUCAUGAACUUCAGCAAAGUGAGGAUCUGAGAACAUUUUUGCAAGCAGACGAGCAGACAAUGGAGAGGGCCAGAUCGCAAGAGACUGGUAUUUUUAAGCAGAAGCCAAUGGAUUUUAUGCAAAUCUUCAAGGAUGUACAGUCUAAAGUGAGUGACGUAGUACUUGGAAAGGAAAAACCAGUUGAAGAAGUCAAUCCUGAGUAUGAGAAACUGAAAAAUUACAUCUUUGAGCUUGAAGAUCACUUAGCUGAAGCCCAGAAGCAUGCAUAUCGUCUGGUAAAGAGGCACAGAGAACUGGGGCAAUCCCUGUCAGAUUUUGGAAAGGCAGUAAACCUUCUCGGUGCUUGUGAAGGAAAUGCUCUUGGCAAGGUAUUUUCUGAGCUAGGUGCAAAAUCAGAGAUUUUGUCGAUUAAGUUGCAAAAGGAGGCCCACCACCUGUUAAUGAAUUUUGAAGAGCCAUUGAAGGAUUAUGUUCGUGCUGUGCAAUCUAUAAAGGCCACUAUAGCUGAGAGAGCCAAUGCUUUUAGGCAGCAGUGUGAACUGGCUGAAACCAUCAAGCUGAAGGAAAUAGAUCUAGACAGACACAGGGCUACCCAAUCAGAAAAACUGCCAGAAGCUGAGCGUGAUUAUGAAGUGCUGAAGGCAGAUAGUGAGGAAGCAACUAGAAGAUUUGAGACAAUUGUGAAGCUAAUGAAUGAGGAAAUUGUGCGGUUCCAAGAACAGAAAACAAUAGAUAUCGGAAUCGCUUUUCAUGAAUUCGCAAAAGGACAGGCACGUUUGGCAAAUGGUAUAGCUGAGGCCUGGAGAAGUCUCCUUCCCAAACUCGACGCUUGCUCUUCUUCGUGAAAACAUAAAACCCCGCUACCAGACUGAAACAACAUUAUGAAGUUACUUCUGUUUUCUCAGUGUUGUAUGAAACUCUGGUACUUUUCUUUUUCCGUCACUUGCAGAAAUUCACAGCAAAGUAAAAAACUGAGUUCUGAAUCCUUGGGACACUGUUAACGUAACAAAAUUCGUGUAUCUUAGACUUGAAAAUCCAUUUUGCAUAGAUGGUUUUUGCCUUU